UUGUACUCCAGCCAGUCUGUUGAAGACUCGCGAGUUUUGAACGACUCGCUCAUCUCUGGUUAUCCGCCAUUGCUCCGCUGUCACACAUACCGGCCCAGACCAGCUCGGGCAGUCUCCAGUGACGACACGCUAGCAGCCACGUAACGAAGAUAUGUUUUCCUGCAGAGCGGCCUGGCAAAGGUGUGGACCUUUGGCGAGGACAGCAGCCUUCAACUUGCCGCGGAAUGGUUUGCAACGGAGGCAAAUGUCAUCUAUGCCUGGUGGCUCUGGAGAAAACAUAGUUUACGCUGUGCUGUGUGGUGGAGCCUUUGUUGGUGCUGUAACAUACGUAUACAAGACUGUGUCCACUGACAAUGCCAGGUACAAAGAUCGCAUUGAGGAAAUCAGUGCUAGAAGCAAGGAACAGUGGGUUCCCAAACCAUGCCCUCCUCAGAGCAAGAAUGAUGAUGAGGAUGGCCCAGAAGAGGAGGCAGCUGAAGAUGCCAGUCAAGAAGGAGGUGGUGAUGCAGCUGCUGAGUCGGAGACUGAGACGGAAGCAGUUGUAGAAAUUGUUGCCGAGGUUGCUGUGGUGGCAGAGGAAGUUGCGGAGGCCGCCCAAGAAGUGCAGGCUGACGCAGACGAAGUGCCCCAAGUAGUAGAAGAUGUUGAGGAGACUGCCCAUGCCAUUGCCGAACAAGUUGCUGCUGAGGACCCUGAAAGCAACGUGCUGCAGACAGUAUCCCCUACGCCGGAGAUAACUGAAGUAAGGGAAGAAGCAGUGUGUGCUGAAGUUGCUGAUGAGGCAGCACCAGAGGAUAUACCCCCUCCACCAGAAGAAAUUAGAUCCAUGGAUGAAUGUCCACCUGUGAUACUGGAAUACAAGGAGGCAGAUGAAGACAUCUCAGGGACAACAAAAGCUGUACCAGUAGUGGAGGAGCUUCCAACACUAUUAAACCUUGCACCAGUGAUUGAGGAAGUUCUCAUACCUGUAGGGGCUACACCAAUACUUGAGGAGGCCGCAAUUAUUUUGGAAGCUGCACCUGCAAUAGAAGAAACGUCUACAGUAGCGGAGGCUGCAACUGCAGAAGAGGUUGCACCAGUGGUUGAGGAAGUUCUCAUACCUGUAGAGGCUGCACCAAUGCUUGAGGAGGCUGCAAUAAUUUUGGAAGCUGCACCUGCCAUUGAAGAAACCCCUACGCUAAUGGAGGCUGCUGCUGCAGAAGAGGUUGCACCAGUGGUUGAGGAAGUUCUCAUACCUGUAGAGGCUGCACCAAUGCUUGAGGACGCUGCAGUAAUUUUGGAAACUGCACCUGCCAUUGAAGAAAACUCUACACUAGUGGAAGUUGCAACUGCAGAGGACGUUGCACCAGUAGUUAAGGAAGUGCUUGCACAUGUUGAGGAUGUCUUGGCUGCAUCUGUGAUUGAGGAGGCCCCAUUAUCAGUUGUGUCACAAGUUGUGGAGGAGGAUCCUACCCUGAUAGAUGAACUACCAGUAAAUGAGGUGGCUCUCGCACCAUUUGCGGCUUCACCACUGUUUGAGGAGGCCCCUGUGACUGCAGACGCAGCACAAACCGUUAAAGAACCAUUGGCAGAAGUGAUUGAGGAGGCCCAUGCACCAGUAAAGCUAGCCUCAGUUGUUGAGGACUCCACGUUACCAGUACAGACUGAACCAGUCAUUGAAGAUGUUCCUCCAACAGAGGAGGCUGCUGUAGAAUCAAAUAUCAACCUAACCAGCCUGAUAGCGGGAGACGCAUCGCCAGCUCCAGUGGAGACCCGAGAAGAAGAACCCAAACGGGAGUUCAUUGUUGUGGUUCUGGAAGGAACACCUAAGGUAGAUAAAUCACCUAGGGUUCUAGGAGUGGCACCAAUAAGUGGAAGAAUUAUCCCAGCUCCAGAAGAUGAGGACAAGCGGAGUCUUCUUAGGAUGCAAAUGCAGUAGUUCUAAGGUAACAUUUCCUGAAUGACAACUUCCUGUGUAACAGAAGAAGAGGGGUGUGCCUUUUUCAACUUGUUUUUCCUUUUAUGCACAAAUGGGAUCUGAAAAGGGUGUGCUAUAUUUACAAUGUGAAAAAUACAUUAAAUAGUUAUUACCUGUACACUGUAGGUGACAAUCCAAGUCUAGGGAGCACUUAAAGGGAAAGGUCUUUAGUGAACCAGUGAAGACACUUCUGAGCCAUUUAUUUUACUGUUCGAUACUUUACUAACUCGUGAACACUCCUUGUAUAUGUUCAUCCUUUCUCCCAUCAGCCAUGUGAUAUGCUUGUACGGUGUUCUCUACCUACUGUACAAAUCAUUCCAAGUUCAAAACUGUUUCACUUUGGUUUGUCUUUGACAGCUGCCAUGACUUUGUAGCAAAUUCACCUACCUCAAAUGUUCCUCAUUUCCACAGACCUCAUCCAUGUCAAACACAUUUUAAAGCAACAAAACACUGCGCUACGCUGCUAUCAUCUUUAGUUGUCACACUAUAAUACGCAAUAUGAGGGGUGGCUCAAUACACACACACACACACACAUAUAUAUAUAUAUAUAUAUAUAUAUAUAUAUAUAUCCAUCCAUCCAUCCAUUUUCUACUGCUUAUUCCCUUUGGGGUCGCGGGGGGCGCUGGAGCCUAUCUCAGCUACAAUCGGGCGGAAGGCGGGGUACACCCUGGACAAGUCGCCACCUCAUCGCAGGGCCAACACAGAUAGACAUACUGUAUAUAGGUACAUGUGGAUUACCGCAUUUUUCUGACUAUAAGUCGCUCCGGAGUAUAAGUCGCACCGGCCGAAAAUGCAUAAUAAAGAAGGAAAAAAACAUAUAUAAGUCGCACUGGAGUAUAAGUCGCAUUUUUUGGGGAAAUGUAUUUGAUAAAACCCAACACCAAAAGUAGACAUUUGAAAGGCAAUUUAAAAUAAAUAAAGAAUAGUGAACAACAGGCUGAAUAAGUGUACGUUAUAUGACGCAUAAAUAACCAACUGAGAAUGUGCCUGGUAUGUUAACGUAACAUAUGGUAAGAGUCAUUCAAAUAACUAUAACAUAUAGAACAUGCUAUACGUUUACCAAACAAUCUGUCACUCCUAAUCGCUAAAUCCCAUGAAAUCUUAUAUACGACUAGCCUCUUACGUGAAUGAGCUAAAUAAUAUUAUUUGAUAUUUUACGGUAAUGUGUUAAUAUUUUCACACAUAAGUUGCUCCUGAGUAUAAGUUGCACCCCCGGCCAAACUAUGAAAAAAACUGCGACUUAUAGUCCGAAAAAUACGGUAUAUGUAUAUAUAUAUAUACACAUAUAUUUAUAUGUAUAUGUGUGUGUGUAUAUAUAUAUAUAUAUAUAAUUAUAUAUAUAUUAUAUUUUUGAAUAAAAAUAUAUAGGGCAUGUUGUGUGUGUAUAUAUACAUAUAUAUAUAUAUAUAUAUAUAUAUAUAUAUGGCAUUUUAUAUCAUAUAUCUAAGAUCAAGAAACUUGGAAUUCAUUAAAUUUGGCACUCAGGGUUUUUUAAACAUAUAACCAUGGAAUGCAAUCUGUCCUAUUUUGAACAUAAAUUCAAUUAAAAAGUGUAUUUUUCUAGACAACCUUAACCAUUUGAUGGAAAUGUGUAUGUGUUGUAUGGAUUUACAUCAUUUUUGAAAAUUUUUAAUCUCAACAAUUCAAAUGAAAACACAAAGCCCUUCCUGCAAGGUUCCCUUUCUGAGCAGAAGGUAUUGUUAGAUAAGGAUCACUUUUAUUCACGGUAACAAUAAGUGAGUGUGGCUGCGCAGGUGGGAGUGUCAAAGCAGGGAGUUGGGAAUGUUUUAAUUGAUUAGACUUUUUUUCUCUGCAAUUAAUUGUCUUUAAAUUUAUAUGAACAAUGAUCCAACAAACUGAAAAAAGGAGGCAGAAGUCAGCGAUGCACACAUUGAGCGACACACAGGAGCUCUCUCAAGUUUACGUACCUGUCACUCCAACGAGAAGGACCCGCCCCUGUCGCUGCGGGGCCAAUCACAGGCAACCUCACUUUGUAGUCACGUGUUUGGAUGUAAAAUAGUACCGGUAGUAGUUUUGUAACACACCAAUAGGAGAGCAAAUUGCCCAUCCUCCACCUCAGGAAAGAAGCCAGAUACAGUCUAUAAGUAUUCCCUGCUCCAUCUGUUCACCAAUUUGGAGGGUUGAAGCAGGUUUGCAGCAAGUGCAGAAUAGAAUGUGACGACAUGCCAGUAACGAUGUAUGUUGAAGAAAUGUCUGUAAACACUUGAAUCAGAAGUUACAGCUUUGUUGGUAUAGUUUACAUGUUAGUUCUAGUUCUAUUUCCUCAUUUUGCACGUUCCAUUAUUACUAUCCUUCAGUGUUUUAUGUCCUUGGUGCUAAAAGCAAUUGAAAAUAAAACAUGGUAUUUCUUCUAUUGUUACAGAAUAAAAGGAGUUGAAAAUA
Molecule: messenger RNA, 4360 nt
Organism: Nerophis lumbriciformis (worm pipefish)
Lineage: Eukaryota; Metazoa; Chordata; Actinopteri; Syngnathiformes; Syngnathidae
Gene: mgarpa
Product: mitochondria localized glutamic acid rich protein a
Biological process (GO): anterograde axonal transport
Cellular component (GO): mitochondrion
Source: RefSeq, a predicted model, not a curated record